Messenger RNA from Penicillium malachiteum, 828 nucleotides. Its product is annotated as SRR1 family protein. NCBI's taxonomy places the organism in Eukaryota, Fungi, Ascomycota, Eurotiomycetes, Eurotiales, Aspergillaceae. Bases 1 to 828 code for a protein of 275 amino acids. The record is from RefSeq and is a predicted model, not a curated record. The transcript has 2 exons.
AUGCCACACACCUCACGCGCACGCACACAAAGAAACCAACCCUCUCAAAAACGCCUCCAAAUAACCAGCGACGAUGGCUGGACCCACGUCACUACGGGAAACAAUGCGCGCCGCGUAAACCGCAAUACAAGGAGCAAGACACAAGAGACACUUGUUGACCUUGAUCCUGUGCUUCAACCCGCUGAGGCUCCUGCUCGACUUACAUUGGAUGAUCUGCGGAUCCAGUAUUCUCUACAUCGGAGUCAAUGGGUUGAGUCGGAGACUUGGAGGGGUAUUGAGGGGGUUCUUGCGGAGCAGAUCUCUAGACGGGUGAUGCAGACGCAGGAUACGGGUCGAGUAGAUGGGAUUGUAUGUAUUGGGUUGGGAAGUUUGAGUGGAUUCUUACGGGAUGGAUGGGUUGAUCGGAGGGAUGUGUCGAUGUAUCAACUUGCGGCACUGGAGAGUAUUCGGGAAUUGGUGGUUGAAAAUACAAGUCUGAACUCUUCAGUUUCUGUUCCGGUUUAUCUUCAAGAUCCGGUCUUCAACAAACUGGACUGUGCGCUCCUGGAAUCAUUGGGAAUGACUAUCGUCAAUCACCCUGAGGCAUUUGAGCGUGUCACGCGCAACACACUACUCUUCUGUCCUGGUGCUGAGCGGAAACAUCUUGAACAGAUCCUCCCUUCUAACCCUGGACUCUUAUUUGGAGGGCCGUUGGAAAAUACGGAGUCGGAUGUUAUCCAGGCUUUUAUUGAGAGGACCGGUUCGAGGAUUCUGGCUCCCUUCAAGACGAAUGAGCAUGCGUUUUGGAUGACAAGGUUCUAUUGGACAGAGGAGAAUUCGCAACAAUAG